AUGCAAGGAAAAGGAACUUAUUUAGAGAAUUAUCUAGAGACUGUGUCGACAGUACCCUCAGAGUUAACACGUAGUCUUGCUCUCAUUAGAGAACUCGAUUAUAGAUCCAACGAGGUGGUAGAAAAAGUUGAAUCGAUAAAAAAUCAUUUGGUAAACAAUACUAGUUCAUCUAGAAAGGCAGCACAAGAUAUCCUUUCAGAGAAAGGCACCAAGCAAUUGAAGGCAGAUCUCAAAGCUGUCAUGGAGUAUGCAGAUGAAAAAGUUGAACUCUCCAACCAAUCCUAUGAGUUGAUCGAUAGAUACAUUAGAAAGUUAGAUACAGAGUUGAAAAAGUUUGAAGCGGAAAUCGAAGAGCAAGAGGAAGAGAAGAAGAAACGAAAAGGAACACAAAUGCCGGUCGAUGCACCAAAGAAAGGCAAAGCCAACAUACCAUCGCCUGCCAACAAUCUAUCACUUCACGGUAGAAAGAAAGCAUCAGAGAAACCAGCACCAACCAAAUCGGGAACAUCCGCCAACAAUACAUCGAGCGAUUUGGAGAUCGAUCCAAACGAACCAACCUAUUGUAUUUGUGGACGUGUUUCUUUUGGUGAAAUGAUUGAAUGUGAAAGUGGUGGUUGUAAAAUUGAAUGGUUCCAUUUCGAAUGUGUUGGACUAUCGGAUCCACCCAAAGGAAAAUGGAUAUGUCCUGAUUGUAUAAAGAGAAAAGGACAAAAAAAUAACAACUAA
Heterostelium album PN500 is the source of this 726-nucleotide messenger RNA. It is a transcript of the gene dng1, whose product is annotated as PHD zinc finger-containing protein. The record is from RefSeq and is a predicted model, not a curated record. NCBI's taxonomy places the organism in Eukaryota, Evosea, Eumycetozoa, Acytosteliales, Acytosteliaceae. Bases 1 to 726 code for a protein of 241 amino acids. The transcript is spliced from 6 exons. Gene Ontology annotation, biological process: regulation of DNA-templated transcription.